UCCAAAACACCAAACUAAUACGUUCAACAGAGAGAAAACCAAAAUGGAAUAGUAGGUACGAAUUCUUUCCUGUCAAACCGCACAGAUAGAUACCUCCUUCAGCCUACCUCAUCGCCAAGUGUCAUAUCAUCUCAGAUAAGGAUUAGACUUCCAGGGACCCAUCAAUCCUCCUCGCCAAACCAUCUUGCACGGUGUUUUACUCUGCGCUGGUUCACAAUAAUAAUAAAAGCGAGAUUUGAUAUCACAUUUGAGGACUACCCUGUUGACAUUAGCUGCUGUCUGGUGCUAUAACAAGGUUCAAGUGUCUUUGGGUUUCCACGUCGACAAUACAGCGAAGAAGGAAAAGAAACAUUGUUGUUUUACUAACCAUCUAUAUUUGUGCGCGGAGUCAUAUUCACUCACUCAUACCAUUAUACUACGACUCCUACGACUUUGCUACGGCUUUUUAGGAAUACGAAUAUUGGUUCAUAUUGCAGAUCGAAAUAAAUUCGUUUUAGGAAAUCGAAUAGGAGAGAAUAUAUUACAUACGGCUGUAGGAAAUCAUACCACAUCAAACGGAAGGAAAACAUAAAAUCACACCGCAUACGAUUCUGAAUCACAAAAUUCCCUAAACACGAUAGGAAGACCGAGAAAUUAAACUUCGAUACCUGUCAAAAUGCCUCCUUCACCACAAACUCCUAGGCAUAGCCGACACCCUUCCGCACUGGAUUUCUCACCCUCAACAAUGAGCCUUUCACGUAGACUUUCCAAAUCUUCCAUACAUACACCGACUACACCAAAUCAUAUGAGUCGAGACUUUAGUAGUAGUGUUGAUGGAGUUGGUAUGGAUGUACUUGGAUCAGCGCAAAACGGAGGAAAUGGACUUGGAAAUCUAGCAGAUGAAUUAGCAGAUGCAUGGAGCGAAGAUGAAGGAGAAAUGGACGAAGCAGAUCUUCAUUUUCAAAGCACUGCACCAGCGGAAUCGGAUAAUGAGGAUGCGGAAGAAGACAAGAACGCAGUGAGGGAUAGUGGUGUAGAUGUUACCAGUCCCAAAAAACAACAUACAGCUAUGAAUUCAAAUUCGACUUUAACACCGCCGACAGCCGGGCAUGGGAGAGUUCAUGCGUUAGGCCAUGCGAGGUCGCCUUCUGAGUACGAUGGAAGUGAUUAUGGGGGAGAUUCGGAUUUGGAGAGUCCGGCCUUUGGACCGGCUUUAUUGGCGAGAAUGGAUAUGGUGGAGGGGUUGGCAAGGAGGGGUACGGAAAAUAACGGGAGUCAAGCUGAUGGGGUUGUUAAGAGGGUCAUUGAGAGUUUGAAAGAUUUAGGAGGUCAAUCUGGGGUGGAGGGAAAUACUACUAGACUAGUUACAACUCAUACAGCGCUUUCUACGCAUCUCCUCCAUCAAACCCGUCUCAUCCAGAACCUUUCUCACCCCCUCUUCUCUCCUCUGUCCGCGCCGCCUACUCCGGAAUUUAUAGACGCACUCCUCCCUCUUCUCGACACCCUUAGCGAAUCUAUCCCUCGCCCUUCAACACAAUCCCUCUCAUCGAUUACCUCCUUACAUUCUCUGACCACCGAUUUAAUUCAAACAAUAACAUACUUGUCGGAUACAUUACAUAUGUCUAGACAAACUACAGUACAGGCAUCGAGGAAAUUGAAAUCAGCAAAAGAAUUGGUCGGCGAAAUGAGAAGGGAAGAGGAGCUCAGAGAAGAAGGAGAGAAGUGGGUAGAACAAGGAGAUUGGGAGAGAAGGCUGGGGGAAAGAGAAUGCGCCGGGGUAUGUAGAGGGGUAGUCGGGGGAUUUGAACAGGUUUGUGAAGACUGGAGAAGGAGAUUAGUAGAGAGUGCUGGUGGUGAGGUGGGUGCUUGAGAUGGUAGUAUGGAAGAGGGCAUGACAUGGAAUGACAUACAGAUGUUGAGGAGAAAAUACACCCGCGCCGAAUAAAUACUAAGGUUCAAGGCAAGAGCACACAAAGUGCGAGAUGUGGAUCAACAUAGAAAGACGAGAAGUUAUCUAAAUACCAGACCGAAUAGGGGAAUGGGUUCAGGUCAGGCGCUUGGAUGGAUAUCCGGAUAGAUAGUUGGUUGACUGGUUAGUUGGCUGGCUGGCUCACCACUUGGAUGGAUGGAUUCAUGGAUGGAUAAUAUAGAAGGCGUGAAGAUAAAUAGACAGAUGAGCCUUUCUCCUCGUCAAAUAAAAAUAUAAAUACAAAUUAAAUUUAU
Molecule: messenger RNA, 2202 nt
Organism: Botrytis byssoidea
Lineage: Eukaryota; Fungi; Ascomycota; Leotiomycetes; Helotiales; Sclerotiniaceae
Exons: 2
Coding region: 656-1849 (397 amino acids)
Source: RefSeq, a predicted model, not a curated record